This is a messenger RNA of Puma concolor (puma), 2103 nucleotides long. Lineage: Eukaryota; Metazoa; Chordata; Mammalia; Carnivora; Felidae. The record is from RefSeq and is a predicted model, not a curated record.
CUGCUCCAAAUGGAGGGGGAGGGGAGGUGUUUGGGAGAAAGUGGGGGCUUGGGGUGUCAGAAGCCCGCAGCCUGGUGGACGCAGGGGGUCAGCAGCUGGGCUGCAACCGCUGGCGAGGAGUUCAAGUUGUGCAUGUGUGAGGGAAGAGGGGGAGAGACAAGGGUGUCUCAGAGGUGACAUUCUCUCAGCCUGCGAGUCUUCUUCCCGGGGCGCCAUAAACGCCCCCAAUUUCCCAGCUGCUAAAGGAAGAGGAGGAAGAUCUUAGCAAAGCCAUGUCUCAGGAUGGUGCUUCUCAGUUCCAAGAAGUCAUUCGACAAGAGCUAGAAUUAUCUGUGAAGAAGGAACUGGAAAAAAUACUUACCACAGCGCCAUCACAUGAGUUUGAGCACACUAAAAAAGACCUUGAUGGAUUUCGGAAGCUAUUCCAUCGAUUUUUGCAAGAAAAGGGACCUUCUGUGGAUUGGGGGAAAAUCCAGAGACCUCCAGAAGAUUCGAUUCAGCCCUAUGAAAAGAUAAAGGCCAGAGGCUUACCUGAUAAUAUAUCUUCUGUACUAAAUAAGCUGGUGGUGGUGAAACUCAAUGGUGGUUUGGGAACCAGCAUGGGCUGCAAAGGUCCGAAAAGUCUGAUUGGUGUGAGGAAUGAGAAUACCUUUUUGGAUCUGACCGUUCAGCAAAUUGAACAUUUGAACAAAACCUACAAUACAGAUGUUCCUCUUGUUCUAAUGAACUCUUUUAACACGGAUGAAGAUACAAAAAAAAUACUACAGAAGUACAAUCAUUGUCGUGUGAAAAUCUACACUUUUAAUCAAAGCAGGUACCCGAGGAUUAAUAAGGAAUCUUUACUGCCUGUAGCAAAGGAUGUCUCGUACUCAGGGGAAAAUACAGAAGCUUGGUACCCUCCAGGUCACGGUGAUAUUUACGCCAGUUUCUACAACUCUGGUUUGCUUGACACCCUUAUAGGAGAAGGCAAAGAGUAUAUUUUUGUGUCCAACAUAGAUAAUCUGGGUGCCACUGUGGAUCUUUAUAUUCUUAAUCAUCUAAUGAACCCACCCAAUGGGAAACCCUGUGAAUUUGUCAUGGAAGUCACAAAUAAAACACGUGCAGAUGUAAAGGGUGGGACCCUCACUCAGUAUGAAGGCAAACUGAGACUGGUGGAAAUCGCUCAAGUGCCAAAAGCACAUGUUGAUGAGUUCAAGUCUGUAUCAAAAUUCAAAAUAUUUAACACAAACAACCUGUGGAUCUCUCUUGCGGCAGUUAAAAGACUGCAAGAGCAAAAUGCUAUUGAUAUGGAAAUCAUCGUGAAUCCAAAGACUUUGGAUGGAGGCCUGAAUGUCAUUCAGUUAGAAACUGCAGUAGGGGCUGCCAUUAAAAGUUUUGAGAACUCUCUAGGUAUUAAUGUUCCUAGGAGCCGUUUUCUACCUGUCAAAACCACAUCAGAUCUUUUGCUUGUGAUGUCAAACCUCUAUAGCCUUAAUGCAGGAUCUUUGACAAUGAGUGAAAAGAGGGAAUUUCCUACAGUACCCUUGGUUAAAUUAGGCAGUUCUUUUACAAAGGUUCAGGAUUAUCUAAGGAGAUUUGAAAGUAUACCAGAUAUGCUUGAAUUGGAUCACCUCACAGUUUCAGGAGAUGUGACAUUUGGCAAGCAUGUUUCACUAAAGGGAACAGUUAUCAUCAUUGCAAAUCAUGGUGACCGAAUUGACAUCCCACCUGGAGCAGUAUUAGAGAACAAGAUUGUAUCUGGGAACCUUCGGAUCUUGGACCACUGAAAUGAAAAAAAAAAAAAAAAUACUGUGUACACUUCAUACUAAUUAUGGGCUAAACAGUUUCUUAACGAUGAAAUGUUCUCUAGGAUUCUAAAAUUGGCAGGUACUUUACUAUGCUACUGUACCCUGCAGUGUUAAUUUUUAAAGUAGAGUUUGCAAUAUGCUUUUAGUCCAAGAAAAGCACAGUUGGAAGCAAUACUUUUCUUUAAUGAGGAUCCUGAAAGUUCAUCUUAAAGUGCAAUAUUGUUUAAUCUUAAAACUGGGGCAGCUCUGCUGGAACAUCUUUGAACAGAGGCCUCAAUGAUGGUCACUUUGAAUUGCUUGUGAUUUAAAAAAUAAA